Molecule: messenger RNA, 4021 nt
Organism: Microplitis demolitor
Lineage: Eukaryota; Metazoa; Arthropoda; Insecta; Hymenoptera; Braconidae
Product: zinc finger protein 271
Exons: 8
Coding region: 735-2750 (671 amino acids)
Biological process (GO): regulation of DNA-templated transcription
Molecular function (GO): DNA-binding transcription factor activity, RNA polymerase II-specific; RNA polymerase II cis-regulatory region sequence-specific DNA binding
Source: RefSeq, a predicted model, not a curated record
AUGGCUUAAGAUCAUGGCUUAAGUCACCAUCUCGUACUGUUACUAUCAGCCAUCUGUAUUUAAAGGAAACAACAUUAAGUGCAACUGACUAAAUACAAAUCUGUCUCAAACAUCCACUAGAAAUAAAUACAGUCAUUAUUAACAUCAUUUGACUCUUAACUAUACCGGGAAUAAUAUUCAAUCGAAAUACUUUUCGACUCGAAAGAACUGGUUGUUAGGACAAAAUGAUGGCACCCCAAAUACCAGCUUAGAUUUCCGUCAACUUGCAGUCAAAUUGGCAUCUGGGGGUAAAAUAGAUGUAAUAUCGCUUAGAACGAGUGUUCAUGGUACAUGGCGUCGAAUACUAAUUAUGAGUUCUAAGCACUGUUGUCACAUUUUAUGAUACAGUGUUUCACAUUUUCCGUUUGUUUACAUCUUAUACUAAAUUUACGCCAGUCUGAACAAACUUAUUGUGAUUAACUUUUAAAAUUCACUGCAAUUAUUUCGAAAAGUCAAAAUUUAAUCAUAAAAAUAAAUGAUAAUGACAUAUACACGUAACAAGUGUUAACAGUAAUGACCUUGAUUACUGUGAUUUCCUCAUUUUAUUUUUUUCGUAUUUGUUAAUAAUUUAUAAAGAUUUGUUUUUUUUUUUUUUCAAGUUAUCUAAUUUAAUAAUCUUUUUUCAAAGUUUUCGUAUUUUUUAAGCUAUUUAUUACUUAUAAAAAUAUAUUUAAUACAUUAUCGAUAAAACUGUAAUGAUGGAAGUAACGACUGAUGAAGAAGCGCAAGCAGUUCUUGAUGGAAUGGAAGCCACACAAUAUAUUACAAUUCAACGUGCUGAUAGUGAAUCAAUAAGUAAAGUCCCAUUGAUAACAUUAAAUGGUGAAUUAAUAUCUGAAGGGAUGGUUGUUGACAUGAUAAAUGCUGGAGUAGGAACAGAAUACAAUUCUGCUACCCCGUAUUAUGAAACUGACGAUCUUUUACCACAUGAAUUAACUGAGGAGGAUCGUAAAUUAGCUGCAGCUUUGGUGGCAGUUCAACUUCAACAACAACAAAAACAUCAGCAAAUUCAUAAUCAACUACAUCAAGAUGAUACGGCUUUACCUGAUGUCAGUCAAUUAGCUACGUUAUCACCUGUUAAUGCUUACGCCAUACAGACUAUUGCUGAUCCUGAACCAUCGUCAAUUUACUCAGCAAUACAAUCGUUUAAACGUAUCAAUCAUCAUGUCAAGCAAGAGUUUAUAAAUGUUAAAAGUGAAUAUGACAUUGACGUAUCGGCUGAAAGUAGUGAAGAAGCUUCAAUACCGAUAUCAGGGCCUAAACGAUCGUUACCUCAUAAAAAACGGAUUGCCAGAAAAUUAAAGCAACAAAAUAAAACAAAUCUCAAACAUGAUUCAAGAAAAAAUAGUAAAGAAGUUGCCGUUUCCAACAAUAUAAACGAAAAUUCAAGUCAAUUGUUCAAAUGUGAAUUGUGUAAUUGUGAAUUUACUGCACAAUUGAAGUUUUUUGAACAUCUUAAGAAUCAUUAUGAACCAGUUAAACAAGAAUCAAGGAUAGGACAAGCAACAAACACUAAUAUAACGAUUUCUGUAUCAGAAACUGCCCAAAAUGUAGAAAAUUCUAGUAUUGAAGAAUUUAGUGAGCCAGAAGAUUUAAUGGAAGGGAUUCGAGGAGUUGUUGAAGAAACUGGAGCACGUAUUGAUGACGAUACAGAAACAAGUCCUUUAACUGAAGUUAACCACAGUUCAACUUUGUGGUCUAUAGCAACGAGUAUUACCGAAACUAUAUCUCAUGACCUUAACGAUUCAUCGACAGUUAAUCAGCAAGACUUGCAAAAUAGAGUUGAUACAGAAGUUACUGAUAAUAUCAAAAAAAAAAAAAUUAACAAAACACGUAAAACUCAAAAUAAUGAAAUGAUAUGUCCGCAAUGUGAUAGGUCAUUUCAUCAUAAAAAUAGUCUUGUGUACCAUAUGAGAUCUCAUAGUGGUGAACGUCCACAUCAGUGUGAAAUUUGUGGCAAAAGUUUUUUCGCUGCUAGUGCUUUAAAAGUUCACAAACGCUUACAUAGUGGUGACAAACCUUACAAAUGUGAAGACUGUGGUCGUCAUUUCCGUCAGUGGGGAGAUUUAAAAUAUCAUUCCAUGAGUAUUCAUUCGGAACAACGUCAGUUUCAGUGUGAAUAUUGUGGUAAAGAUUUUGCACGAAAAUACUCAUUAAUUGUCCAUCGCCGAAUUCAUACAGGCGAAAAAAAUUAUCGUUGUGAAUAUUGUAAUAAAACAUUCCGAGCUAGUAGUUAUUUACAAAAUCAUCGGCGUAUUCAUACAGGUGAAAAACCUCAUCCCUGCACUGUGUGUGGAAAACCAUUUCGCGUACGUAGCGAUAUGAAACGCCACUUGCACACUCAUACUAAAAGUCGAUCAGAGCGACCCAUCAAUCGUACCGGGACCGGUAAAAUAAUAAUAAAUGAAAAAGAUAAAAGUGCAGUUCAGUCAAGAACAUUAAUUCAAGACCUAGUUCAAGAAUUAAAACUUGAGUCACCAAAUAGCAUUGUUGAAAUUGUAUCAGCGGACGAUAAUCCUGAAAGUAUUUUACCUCAUGAAGGUGGUUCUCAAAAUCUAGAAUAUAAUGUCACAGAUUCCACUGACGCAAACUCUGAUCGUGAUCCACUUGAAGCGGUUGACAGAACAUCUGAUACUUUGGCGUCAAUAGGUAUCAUGGCGACGAUGAUUCCCAAACUACCGCUCAUGCGUACUAACAUGCACGUUGUCUGAUACUUAGUGAACAAGUAAUCAUACAAAUUACUUGUUCCCAUUAUUUAUCUAUUCGUACGUCACAGUUGAAUCCCGCUUGCCACCAGUGGCCGUUAGAAAGCUGCCAUCACUGCACAGAAUACCUUUUUUAACUAACCUCUAAAUAGAUGACGGAGUAUCGCGAUAGUGAGGAAACUGUUUCGUUAUGAUCAGAAUAUUUUUUUUUUAUGUCAAUGUCAUUACUUCAAUCUUUGCUCUAUCAAUAAUAAUAAAUUAUGUAAAUUAGAUAGUACACUUAUAAGAUGGAUAAUAAAUUAUAAAAUAUGAGCAGUUUAAGCGCAUCCAGCAGUUCUAUGUAAAAAUAAUAUUGCUGAGAAAUUAUGUGUAUUGUCGUGCAAUAGAAAAAUAGCUAUUAUCUACAAAAUAUUAAUACUCAUUGUGUGAUGCUAAUAAUAGAUACCCAACAUUUGAUAAGCUAUGAUAAAUUUCAAAAUUUUGAUAAUAUGAAAUUUACAAAAAACAUUGUUAUGUAAAAAAAAAAUAAAUUUAUCAUUUACAACUGCGGCAUUGAAAACAUAUUAAAUAGAAGAAAUAAAAAAAUAACUUUUCCAAUCAAACAAAGUUCAUCACUGUCUGACUUUUUAUGAUGACAAUAAUGACAGCUUUAAUAUUCGUGUCAUAAGUAUAAUAAUAUUUUCUCACUUACAAAUCGAUACAUCCCAUGUUACAGUGAUUUUACUAUUAAACUAUGCAAAUAUUGCGGCAGAUAGUUACUGGAGAAGUAGAAAAUUCAAAUAAUCUCUAAAUAAAUAAACAAUAUACAUGACAAUGAUUGAAAAAUCUAUCAUUAAAAUAAAUACAGAUUCAUUAUCCAUCACUGAUAAAGUAGCAAUAGGAAACUAUAAUGUACUUAAUUUAUUGUGAGAUAUAAUAUUCAUGUGCAUAUGAAAUAAUUAGAACAGUACUGUCAAUUAAUUUUUAGAUAGAUGUUUACGUUAAACUAAAGCAAAUUAAAGAUAAUAUGUACAAUGCAAAAUCAUGGAUCACGUUGCCAAAUGAAACUACGACGUUACUGAUAAAAAAAAGUUUUUUCUUCAAAUUGAUGUAUUAUUAAAUAAUAAAAAAUUUUAAUUCUUGUAUAAACCUUAUGAUACAAUCCAUUUUCAUAUAAUGAAAUCCUUUAAGCUAUAACGAAUUUUUUACCUUUCAAAAUUUCAUCUUAGUAAUAUGAUUUUCUCAAGCAGUACAUGUACCGUUUAAAAAACUUCUGAAGUAAUUCGUAAGCAAUCGAA